This is a messenger RNA of Sander lucioperca (pikeperch), 2697 nucleotides long. RefSeq names its product proteoglycan 4-like. The coding region runs from base 1 to 2697 and encodes 898 amino acids. The record is from RefSeq and is a predicted model, not a curated record. The transcript is spliced from 4 exons. Lineage: Eukaryota; Metazoa; Chordata; Actinopteri; Perciformes; Percidae.
AUGGACUCUUCUUCGAAGAAGUCCAAACAAAGGAGUGAGAGACCUUCAUCUCCUGAAGACCUCAACCCUCCCACCAUCAUGAAGGAGCGCAGGCGAAAGGGUGAGAGCUUUUUGUCUUGUGCAGAAAACAAGCCCUCUACCACCAGGCAGCACGUACGAAGGUUUGAGAGCCCUUCCUCUUCAUCUUCUGAAGACAAGCAGCCUUCUACUCCAAGGCGGAAGCAAGCAUGGAUAGGUGAGAGCCCUUCGUCUUCCUCUUCUGAAGAUGAUGAGCCCUCUACCACCAGGCAACGAGUACGAAGGUUUGAGAGCCCUUUCUCUUCAUCCUCUGAAGACAAGCAGCCUUCUACUCCAAGGCGGAAGCAAGCAUGGAUAGGUGAGAGCCCUUCGUCUUCCUCUUCUGAAGAUGACCAGCCUUCUUCCACCAGGCAGCGAGUACAAAGGUUUAAGAGCCCUUUCUCUUCAUCCUCUGAAGACAAGCAGCCUUCUACUCCAAGGCGGAAGCAAGCAUGGAUAGGUGAGAGCCCUUCGUCUUCCUCUUCUGAAGAUGAUGAGCCCUCUACCACCAGGCAACGAGUACGAAGGUUUGAGAACCCUUCGUCAUCAUCUUCUGAAGACGACCAGCGUUCUACCACCAGGCAGCAAGAACGAAAGGAUGUGAGCUCUUUGUUCUUCGUAGGCACCAACAUGAAGGAGCGCAGGCGAACGGUUGAGAGCCCUUCGUCUUGUGCAGAAAACAGAGGACGAGAAAUCAUCAAGAAAAUGUUUAGAUCCAUUUUUGGACUAAAAUGCUUUGCAAGACCUCGGUCUUCAGGAGAUAUGGACUCUUCUUCGAAGAAGUCCAAACGAAGGAGUGAGAGACCUUCAUCUCCUGAAGACCUCAACCCUCCCACCAUCUUGAGGGAGCACAGACGAAAGGGUGAGAGCCCUUUGUCUUGUGCAGAAAACCAGCCCUCUACCACCAGGCAGCGAGUACAAUGGGCUGAGAGCCCUUCCUCUUCAUCCUCUGAAGACCAGCAGCCUUCUACUCCAAGACGGAAGCAAGCAUGGAUAGGUGAGAGCCCUUCGUCUUCCUCUUCUGAAGAUGAUGAGCCCUCUACCACCAGGCAACGAGUACGAAGGUUUGAGAGCCCUUCCUCUUCAUCCUCUGAAGACAAGCAGCCUUCUACUCCAAGGCGGAAGCAAGCAUGGAUAGGUGAGAGCCCUUCGUCUUCCUCUUCUGAAGAUGAUGAGCCCUCUACCACCAGGCAACGAGUACGAAGGUUUGAGAGCCCUUUCUCUUCAUCCUCUGAAGACAAGCGGCCUUCUACUCCAAGGCGGAAGCAAGCAUGGAUAGGUGAGAGCCCUUCGUCUUCCUCUUCUGAAGACGACCAGCGUUCUACCACCAGGCAGCAAGAACGAAAGGAUGUGAGCUCUUUGUUCUUCGUAGGCACCAACAUGAAGGAGCGCAGGCGAAAGGGUGAGAGCCCUUUGUCUUGUGCAGAAAACCAGCCCUCUACCACCAGGCAGCGAGUACGAUGGGCUGAGAGCCCUUCCUCUUCAUCCUCUGAAGACCAGCAGCCUUCUACUCCAAGACGGAAGCAAGCAUGGAUAGGUGAGAGCCCUUCGUCUUCCUCUUCUGAAGAUGAUGAGCCCUCUACCACCAGGCAGCGAGUACGAAGGUUUGAGAGCCCUUCCUCUUCAUCCUCUGAAGACAAGCAGCCUUCUACUUCAAGACGGAAGCAAGCAUGGAUAUGUGAGAGCCCUUCGUCUUCCUCUUCUGAAGAUGAUGAGCCCUCUACCACCAGGCAGCGAGUACGAAGGUUUGAGAGCCCUUCCUCUUCAUCCUCUGAAGACAAGCAGCCUUCUACUCCAAGGCGGAAGCAAGCAUGGAUAGGUGAGAGCCCUUCGUCUUCCUCUUCUGAAGAUGAGCCCUCUACCCCCAGGCAGCGAGUACGAAGGUUUGAGAGCCCUUCGUCAUCAUCUUCUGAAGACGACCAGCGUUCUACCACCAGGCAGCAAGAACGAAAGGAUGUGAGCUCUUUGUUCUUCGUAGGCACCAACAUGAAGGAGCGCAGGCAAAAGGAAAACACGCCCUCUACCACCAGGCAGCAAGAACAAAGGGCUGAGAGCCCGUCCUCUUCCUUUUCUGAAGAUGACCAGCGUUCAACCACCAGGAGGCAGCAACAACAAAGUCCUUUGUCCUUUGUAGACAUCAACCUUUCUACCACCUUUAGGCAGAAUGGAGGAAUUGGUGAGAGCCAUUUGCCCUGCAUUGACUCAUUGAUUGAGAGAGAGUUCUUUGAAAGAGAAAAGCAGCGUUUGGAGGAGGGUUUAAAAAGAGAAAGAGAGAGGUGUAAAAAGAUGAAGAGAAAGAACCAGGAGAAGGAGAGGAAAACAUUUGGUCUGCGUUCAAGAUUGUACACUUGGUGGCACCUUAACACGGUAGACUACACUACCACGGACAUCCAAGUGAUCUCUCGGUAUCUGAGCUACCUCCUGCGUUGUGGUCCCGAGAGAAAGCUGGAUGCAGAUAAAUGGGCUAACAUAAGGAGGAUGCUGAUCAUGUUCAAACGCAGUGAAGAAUUUAAGGUGGCGAUGGAAGUGAGUAAGCGAAGACUGAAGGUAGAGAGGAAGAAAAUAAAUGUAAAGAAGAUGGAGAAUAUCCCUGUGUUAUGCAGCAACUCAGAAAGCCCAGAUAUGUUAAAUCUUCCCUAA